AUACGCCCUUGCGUGAUCGGCUCCCAACGGCCCUGCUUCACUGAUUAUCUUAGCAUUCUUUAGACAUUUCAUGCUCAUUAAAUCGAAACGCCGCAAACAUGGCUUUCGCGUGCAACAUCGCUUGGCUUCUUUUAGUCUCUCUUUUGCAACAAGUCUUCAGCAUUGAAUUCGCACCAGUUGUCGACACAACUAAUGGACCUGUACGAGGCCUGACUGUAACUCUACCCACCGGACAUGCCGUGAGACGGUACAUGGGCAUCCCUUUCGCCAAAGCCGAGCGCUUCAAAGCCCCGGUCGACCCUACGCCAUGGACAAGUACCAGGGAUGCAUUCGUGAACGGAAAGAUGUGCCCACAAGACCUUACUGAAUACAUGGAGCAGUUUACAACUAAUGAUAUGAGCGAGGACUGCCUUAAUCUGGACAUGUUUGUGCCGAAUAACACGGCAGCGGGCGCGAUGAAGUCCGUCAUGGUGUGGAUAUAUGGGGGUGCGUUUGUCUCUGGCGCUAAUCGACUCUACGAUGGUAGCGUUAUUUCUGGAGAAGGAGAUGUGAUCGUUGUAGUUGUUAAUUAUCGUGUUGGGAUAUUUGGCUUCCUAGCGACCGGCAAGAAUGGUGUGACUGGUAAUUAUGGAAUGCUGGAUCAAGUGAAGUCGCUACAAUGGGUCAGGGGUAAUAUUAACAAGUUCGGAGGAGAUGCUGGGAAGGUGACCAUAUUUGGCGAGUCUGCCGGGGGUGCUAGUGUUGGUCUACUCAUGCUAUCGCCGCUGGCCAAUGGUUUGUUCCGUAGCGCUAUUCCUCAGAGUGGAAAUGCAGCGGGACAUUGGGUCGCUUCGGAAUACAGUUAUGCGGCGAAAGUCGCAAGUGCUUUUGGUAAGGCCAGCGGCUGCACAGACCUCGAUAACAUAGUCAAGUGCCUUGAACCGAAAAACUUCACUCAAAUCCUGGAUGCGGCUAAAGCUAUACCGGUCAUCGGUGACGGCCAUAUCUCCCCUGUCAUCGACGGGAACUUCUUACCUGAUUCUCCCAUCACCCUUUUAAAGGAGGGAAAAUUCAAUAAAGUGGAUGUGAUGAUCGGUACAACAAACGACGAUGGAACAGUUUUUCUUCCUCCAUCCUCACCGCUUUUCAACAUCUCCGUGGGCAUGCCGCGAAUCGUGUUUCUGCAGGCGGGUAAGGCUUUGAGCCUGCCAACUGCCAACCAGUCUAACGAGACGACAGCAGCCAUUAUCUACCGCUACACCAACUGGGCUAACGUCAAUGACCCAGCUGGAAACAGACGCAUGUACAUCAACAUGAUGACCGACGCCAUGUUUACCGCGCCAGCUGCACUAUCAGCCAGCGGUUUCCUUGCAAAAGGAUGCGCCACCUAUCUCUACGAGUUCGAGCAUCGUGGUGCACUCGGCUUUGAUGGGCAUCCAAUUCCCUCCUGGCAAAGAGCUUAUCAUGGCGCCGAAAUCCAGUUCUUGUUUGGGAUGGCGUUAGUUAGUAACGUCACGGACCCUGUGGAGGCUAACUUCACCCGUGACGUCAUUCAACGGUGGACAAACUUUGCUAAAUCGGGGAACCCCAACAAUCCAGACCAGCCCUCGUUUGCUUGGCCAGCUUAUGACGCAGGGUCUCAGCAUUACCUCAGACUCAAGCCCAGUCCCUCGAGCGCGCAGCAUCUUCGCGCGGAUCACAUGGCUUUCUGGAAUGUUCUGAUUCCUGAGCUGAUCGCGUCAGAGAGGAGCACAGUUGUUCCGCCGGCCUGUCCACCGCGAAGCGGCGCUACACACGAUGUGGCCCCCAUACGGAUGGUCCUCCUGUGGUUCAUCAUCCUCGCUUUCAUGCUGAGCAAAUAGGCCGAGACUAUUGACCUAGCCUUUCACCCAGAUAGAAAUAGAUUAGGAAAACUGUUAUGUAUAGGUUUUCAUUAGGGACUAAUUAAAAAAAAACACGAAAUAUCAAA
Nematostella vectensis (starlet sea anemone) is the source of this 1948-nucleotide messenger RNA. RefSeq names its product cholinesterase 2. The record is from RefSeq and is a predicted model, not a curated record. The transcript has 8 exons. Lineage: Eukaryota; Metazoa; Cnidaria; Anthozoa; Actiniaria; Edwardsiidae. Bases 99 to 1841 code for a protein of 580 amino acids.